Molecule: messenger RNA, 270 nt
Organism: Paramecium pentaurelia
Lineage: Eukaryota; Ciliophora; Oligohymenophorea; Peniculida; Parameciidae
Source: the annotation of a GenBank genome assembly
AUGAUUGGCACUCAAAACCAAAUAAAUUANAAAAAUGGUAAAAAAGUUUGUAGAUGGCAUUUAUAGAUUAGAAAUUCUCUAUUCUAGAAAAGCUAUGGCAUUAAGAUUGGGAAAUUGAUUGAAUUGGAUGAUGGAUUUCUUUCAUGGAAUUAAAUGGCUUAUCAUUAAGUAUAUCAAAAUGGUAAAAAAGUAGGAAGAUGGAAUACUGAUUAGAAUUUAUAUUUAUAAAUUUAUAAUUAAAUGUAAUAUAAACUUUUUUUGAGGUGGUGA